GGCGGUGAUGUCAUGAUGGUUAACUUUACCCAAUCCGUCGGCCCCGGUCCCGCACCAGUCAGCCGGGAACAACACAGUUUUUUUUUAUGUGACAGAAGAAAGCAGUAACUACUCCCGCAGAAGUACGGGAAAACGGCUUUGUUUGAAGAAGCGUAACUUUACGCACAGGCAGCAGACAGUGGAUCAAACUGAACCCACAGACGUAGUAGUCUACAACCCACACAGAACCCAGUGGGGUUCUGAAGAAUAAGAAAAUGAAUCGGAGUUUAAGUAAAUCGCAGUCUUCUUUGCAGUAUCGUGCGACAGUGGAAGUGAAAAGCAAAUAUGGAGCAGAGUUCAGAAGGUUUUCCCUUAACCGUUCCAACCCCGGGGAGUUCCAAGAUUUCUACAAGCUCAUCCUGCGCCUGCACCGUCUAACCAGCAUUGAUGUCAUCAUUGGCUAUGCAGAUAUCCAGGGAGAGCUACUACCCAUCAAUAACGAUGGCAACUUCUGCAAGGCCGUGUCCACUGCUCCUACCUUACUGCGGAUCUUCAUACAGAGACAAGAGGAAGUAGACGACAAUACCUUCUGCCCCAAUGCCACUGUGACACGCCGGAGGAAGGUGCCAGCGAUCCCCCUGCCACGCGGCGACGUGAACCGCAAAAGGCCCACGGUCCACAUCAGCAGGCCGCAGGACUUCCGCCCCAUCUCGUCCAUUAUUGACACAGAUUUCCUGCCCGCAUCUCAGCGCCGGGUGCGCCUUUACCGCCAGGGCUCAGAGAGGCCCCUGGGGUUCUAUAUCCGGGAUGGGACCACUGUGAGGGUGACUCCCCACGGCCUGGAGAAGGUACCUGGGAUCUUCAUCUCACGGCUGGUCCCUGGAGGCCUGGCUGAGAGCACAGGGCUGCUGGCCAUUAACGACCAGGUGCUUGAGGUGAAUGGGAUUGAGGUGAUGGGCAAGGUGUUAGACCAGGUAACAGACAUGAUGAUCGCAAACAGUCACAAUCUUAUCAUCACAGUGAAGCCAGUGAACCAGCGUAAUAACAUAGUGCGUACCGGCAGCUGGAUGUCGGGGAUAAACUCAGGCAGUGUCAGCUCUUUAGACUACCAGAGUUACCACAGCAUGCCCAUCUGUGUGGGAGCCUACAGCUUCACUGAUGACGAGCUGCAGAGCGACGAGGACUUGGACAUUGUGAUUGAGAGAAGACUCAGAAACUCAUCCCGUCGCUCCUGUGCCUCCACCUCCACAGCCUCCCGUUCCCAGGCUGGUCCCCAGCCCCAGCAGAGUCCUAGGCCUUCUCCUAGGCCAUCCACCCGACGUCCUCCCCGUCGACCUUACUCUAUCAUCUCCUCAACCUCCUAUCACUCACAGCCCAGCCUCACUAACCUGAACCUCAGACUGAACCGAGACCUGACCCUGCAGCAGCACUACAGUAGCAGCCCAGCCAUCAGGGAGAUGAAUGGAGGUGUGUUUAACCACAGCAGCCUGCUCACCCUGAGGACAGAGCUACGACGCAGCCUGGUGCUACAGAGGGGAGGGGUGGAGGAGGACGGAAUGGUCAUCACCUUGUGAUUCUACAGUCAGAUUCUAGAACACUACAAACCACAGGGAGCUGCUGAGGGGAGGACGGAAUGGUCAUCACCCUGUGAUUCUACAGACAGAUUCUAGAACACUACAAACCACAGGGGGCUGCCGAGGGGAGGACGGAAUGGUCAUCACCUUGUGAUUCUACAGUCAGAUUCUAGAACACUACAAACCACAGGGGGCUGCCGAGGGGAGGACGGAAUGGUCAUCACCUUGUGAUUCUACAGUCAGAUUCUAGAACACUACAAACCACAGGGAGGGGAGGACGGAAUGGUCAUCACCUUGUGAUUCUACAGUCAGAUUCUAGAACACUACAAACCACAGGGAGGGGAGGACGGAAUGGUCAUCACCUUGUGAUUCUACAGUCAGAUUCUAGAACACUACAAACCACAGGGAGGGGAGGACGGAAUGGUCAUCACCUUGUGAUUCUACAGUCAGAUUCUAGAACACUACAAACCACAGGGAGGGGAGGACGGAAUGGUCAUCACCUUGUGAUUCUACAGUCAGAUUCUAGAACACUACAAACCACAGGGAGCUGCUGAGGGGAGGACGGAAUGGUCAUCACCCUGUGAUUCUACAGUCAGAU
Molecule: messenger RNA, 2151 nt
Organism: Oncorhynchus kisutch (coho salmon)
Lineage: Eukaryota; Metazoa; Chordata; Actinopteri; Salmoniformes; Salmonidae
Product: partitioning defective 6 homolog gamma
Biological process (GO): centrosome cycle; establishment or maintenance of cell polarity; regulation of cellular localization
Cellular component (GO): apical plasma membrane; cell cortex; nucleus
Molecular function (GO): protein binding
Source: RefSeq, a predicted model, not a curated record